UAAUUAUUUAGAACAGGCGGAAAGCAAUAACAGACGUAAACUGAUAAAAUUUAAAAAAAAUUACAAAAAGUAGUUGAUAUUGAAUGUAGAUAUUCUCCUACUAAUAUAAAAUUAAUAUAUUUUUGUUUUUGUUCAAAGUGAAUUGAUGUACUCCUUGAAUAGUGUGAUAAGUCAAGUGUUUACAGUGUAAAUCUUAAAGUAAUGAAAAAAUGAAUAAUAGUUCGGAUUACAUAUACUGGUCCGAGCCGCAUUGCUCGAAGGAUGCUCUUACCGAUACAUAUGGGUGGUUCAUGCAAAUUAUUUUGGCAGUUUUAGCAUUUACCUGUUUAAUAGGUAAGAGAUUUUGUGAACCACGUUUCGCCAGAAGGCCAUGGCUGAUAUGGUUUUACGACACAUCAAAACAAGGCUUAGGAGCUCUUAUAAUUCAUGCAGCAAAUGUUUGGCUCUCACCACAUCUUACCGGAAACCCAUGCACAUGGUACAUUGUAAACUUUAUGUUGGAUUCAACUUUAGGAUUAUUGAUAAUAUGGGCGGGAAUCAGAUUAGCUCAGUACUGUGCAAGAAUUUAUGACAUACCAUUGAUAAAUUUUGGUGAAUAUGGUAAACCUCCAAUGUGCUCCGCGUGGAUAUGCCAGUGUAUAUUAUACGCGGCUCUAGCAACAUUUGCCAAGUCUGUCCUGGCGCUGGUGUUGCGCCUCCCGCCUGUGGUAGCGGUGCUGUCCACGUUGAGACUGUCUCCGGUGUCCGAUCCGCGCCUGGAGCUAGCUGUCGUUAUGCUUAUAAUACCAUUCUUUGUUAAUAUAUUAAUAUUCUGGGUGACAGAUAACUUCCUAAUGUAUCAUCCCAGAGGAGUCAGUACUAAAAUUAAAACGAAGGUGAGAUACCAAUCGAUAAAGAAAGAGAAGUCUGGUUCGGAAGAGGACGAGCACUCGGACGACGAGCGGCUGCUCGGCGCUAGCGUAUGACAAAACAGGAAGCCCACAACGCAACGGGCUGUGGUAUCGUAAUCUCUUAGUAAUAGUAACGUUUAGAAUACCGACCGACUGCUAGUUCCGUAAGUUCAGAAUUGUUUUCAUUAAUAAAGGUAUAAAGAGAUUGUUCCGAUCGCGAAAACGGGAUAAACCAUUAGACUAAAGAAACUUAAAAGAGUUCGUAUUCAAAU
Molecule: messenger RNA, 1162 nt
Organism: Bombyx mandarina (wild silkworm)
Lineage: Eukaryota; Metazoa; Arthropoda; Insecta; Lepidoptera; Bombycidae
Product: store-operated calcium entry regulator STIMATE
Cellular component (GO): membrane
Source: RefSeq, a predicted model, not a curated record